AUGGCUCAUCCGCACCUCCAAAAGGUCCAUGUAAGGCAUGCAGCUGUCUUGCCGGCUGUCCGGCUGGCUGGCUCUCUGUCUGUCAUUCACUCAACACACACACACUCACACUCGCAGAAACACAUCAGGGCAGAAUAACGACAAACACACACGCAGCCACAUCCACCUAGUCACUACAUUCAGUCCAGCCACCCCACACACACUCACUUCAACAAACAAACACACCAAUACACACACACACGGGCCACAAGCAGUGUGCUGACAGAUCAGCUGCACUCAGGCGUGGAGGCAUGGAAGCAGACAGACAGGCAGACAGGCAGACAGACAAGCAGACAGACUGGCAGACAGACUGGCAGACAGACGAGGACGCAGAGAGGACGGCACAGCUAGUGGAUGGCACCUAUUUAUGUUAGUACAGCACCAUAGAGGGAAACGCACAUCUCCCUCCCUCCCUCCCUCCCUCCCUGGCUACUGCACCACGUGCAGCACCUCUAUCUCAUCCGCCAUGAACUUACCGAUCUCAUCUGACGCACCCACGCAUUGUCCCACUCAUUCAAUCAGUCAGCAGCUGUCUGUCUGUACGCAGACAGGGCAGGGCCCCUCGCCGACGCGAACACACUCACACAGACAUUCACACAAAUGCCUCAGGGCAGGAUAACGACAAACACACAGGCAGCCACAGCCACUCAGACGCACCAAAACACACACACACACGCAGGGGCACCAGCAGUGUGCUGACAGAUCAGCUACACUCAGAGGACAGGCAAACAGACAGACAGACAGACAGGAGGGGCGCAGAGAGGACGGCACAGAUAAACGGAAGGCUAUAUCAGUGCAGCACCAUAGAGGGAGAGGCACAUCCCUCCCUCCCUCGCUCCCUCUCUCCCCCACUACUGCACCACGUGCGUCGCGCGGCACCUUUAUCUCAUCCGCCAUGAAGAGAAUGGCCCGCCCAGAUGAACGACACGAACAACUCAUGGCUGGGUUACAUCAAAAACAGGAAUAGCGACAGCCACAGACAGACCGACAGACAGACACCCAUCUGCGCCGCUGACGAAAUGAAAGGGGCCGCCUGCAGCACCUCUAUCUCGUCAGCCAUGAACUUCAGCGACCCGCCCAACACAGGAUAGCCCUCCUCAUCCCUUCCCAUGUAGCCCUCAGGCAUAUCAAACAAGGACUGAUUGCAGCUGCGGAUGUCGGCAGCAGGCGGGUCAUUGACAGUGGGGCCAGCACCCAAAAUGAUACCUCCACCGAUGUACAUAUUCCCGCGCACCUCAUCUUCCUCCCUCCCCGCCACCUCCACCCACUGCCUAUAUUCUGGUAUCUCGAUCUUGGUCGGUGUGGUGAAGUGGCCGGCCAGUGAGAACCACCACACAUCACUGUCGUACUUGCGCCAGGUAGUCAGGUCGUCGGGCUCCUGGAUGUCGGCACUAAUGUAGACGCCAAACACAUACUGGUCCUUCCUGAUCACAAAGAUGAGAGGCUUCGCGUCGCCCACAUUGUCCAGCAGGUCGCUAUAGUUGGUGCCCUGGACAGACGUCCUUCACACACACACACACACACACACGCAGAUACACACAGACGGAAUCUGCCCAUUAGCUGUCAGAUGAUCCCUCUUGUUGGCAUGAUGUGUGUCUACCGGUAGAGUGAGGUGAGUUGUGUGGUGUCAUUGCCCAUGCCCAGCAGGCCGACCAGCGCCUCGUACUCUGACGCUGUAGGGUAAGGGACCUGCAGACACGAUCGUCAAAGGAUCGUCAAAGCAUCGAAAAAGUGGAUGGGCCGUGUCCAUACCUCUAGCACUUCUAUCUCGUCAGCCAUGAACUCCAGCGACCCGCCCAACACGGCAUUGCCAUCCUCAUCCCUCUCUCCCGUGUAGCCCUCAGGCUUGUAGAAGCUCAAGGUAUACUGAAGGCAGCUGCGGAUGUCGGCAGAAGGCGGGCCAUUGACAGUGGGGCCAGCACCCAACACCAGAUGCCCCCCGAUGAUCAUAUUUGCACCCUCCACAUUCCUCUUUCUCCCCGCCACACGCACUUCCUGCCACUCUCGAAGUAUCUCGAUCUUGGUCGGUUGGGGGAAGUGGCCGGCCAGUGAGAACCACCACACAUCACUGUCGUCUGAUGGUAGCUGGUCUGGUUGUCGGGCUCCUGGAUGCCGGCACUGAUGUAGACGCCGAACACAUACUCGUCCUUCCUGACCACAAAGACGAGAGGCUUUGCGUCGCCCACAUUGUCCAGCAGGUCGCCAUAGGUGGUGCCGUUGACAGACGCCCUACAGACACAGACAUACACACACACACAUAGACGGAAUGUGCCCAUUGGCUGUCUGUUGGCACAAUGUGGGUCUACCGGUAGAGUGAGGUGAGUUGUGUGGUGUCAUUGCCCAUGCCCAGCAGGCCGACCAGCGCCUCGUACUCUGACGCUGUAGGGUAAGGGACCUGCAGACACGAUCGUCAGAGGAUCGUCAAAGCAUCGAAAAAGUGGAUGGGCCGUGUCCAUACCUGCAGCACCUCUAUCUCGUCAGCCAUGAACUCCAGCGACCCGCCCAACACGGCAUUGCCAUCCUCAUCCCUCUCUCCCGUGUAGCCCUCAGGCAGAUAAUCGCUGCGAGUGGACUGCUGGCAAACACGGAUGCCCUCAAGAGGAUUAUUGUUGCCCAGCCUCAGCUCAUCACCGAUACGCACUGUUCGUCCAGAGAAAUCCAAUUGUCCCUCUCUCCCCGCCACAAGCAUCAGCUGAUCGUCUGGGGGUAAAUCCAUCUUGGUCGGUUGGGGGAAGUGGCCGGCCAGUGAGAACCACCACACACCACUGUGGUAGUAGUUCCAAUCGGUCCGGUUGGCGGGCUCCUGAAUGCCUUCACUGAUAUACACGCCGAUCACAUACUUGUCCUUCUUGAUCACAAAGACGAGAGGCUUCGCGUCGCCCACUCGGUCCAGCAGGUCGCUAUAGUUGGUGCCGUGGACAGACGUCCUUCGCACACACACACACGCAGAUACACACAGACGGAAACUGCCCAUUAGCUGUCAGAUGGCAUGAUGUGUGUCUACCGGUAGAGUGAGGUGAGUUGUGUGGUGUCAUUCAGCAGACCGACCAGUCCCUCAUACUCUGACGCAGACAUCGACGUGUUGCCAGGAGGGGACACCUGCAGGCCGCGCAACUGGACCUGAACACACGAGUCAGCCAUGGACGCCAGAGAAUCUGAUGACUGGGACAUGGUGUGUGUGUGGAUACCCACCUGUUGUGCGGGUAUUGCCUUCGUGCCGACCAUGGUCGACACCACACACAGAAUCAUCAUGAUGAGAACAGUCGCCAUCGCGUGAAGGGGAAGAGAUGAGCGAAGAGGACAAAGAUCCUUAUUUGUUGAGGUCAGUCAACACGAGGCCGUUGCCAGCCAAAGAGGACAGCGGUGGAGCAAGCUGACACCGAUUCGGUAGAAAGGAAAACCGUCGGCUUGAUAGAUCUCCUCUUGGAGCUCCACCG
Molecule: messenger RNA, 3476 nt
Organism: Vitrella brassicaformis
Lineage: Eukaryota; Vitrellaceae
Source: the annotation of a GenBank genome assembly